AUGUUCAGUCCUGAACUCGCUCCGGUCUUUAUUGAGGAGCUCAAAGGGAAGCGUGUCAUUCGCAAAUCCCGGAAACAGGUCAGUGCAUCGACAAAGAAGGAGUCACAAUAUAUCAAGAAAACAUUUAUUUAUCGCGGAAGCUUCUUUGAAUUCUGCAGUACUUUACUUGGGUUCUACUUCAUGUUCAUAUUUUCAAUUCAGGUCUGGAUUCUGAUUUCACGGAUAGAGAUUAAAAAUGGAACUUGGUCACUUAGUCCAGCUGAAAGAACCACAUGGUGGUUUGACCAGGUGGAAAACUUGGGUGACGAGCUGGUAAAGUUUUAUAUCAAAUCUACAUCAAAAAUUUCACAACCUGAAUUUCAGAAUAAAUAA
Molecule: messenger RNA, 372 nt
Organism: Loa loa (African eye worm)
Lineage: Eukaryota; Metazoa; Nematoda; Chromadorea; Rhabditida; Onchocercidae
Exons: 3
Coding region: 1-372 (123 amino acids)
Source: RefSeq, a predicted model, not a curated record